AUGCCGCCAAAGUCCAAGAAACGUGCCAGCAAAGCUGACGACUACGACUCCGAUGGUGGCUUUGUCGAAGACGCUCCCCAGUCUAAGCGCGCCAAAAAGGGUCAGCCAAUCUCUAAAGACAAGCAAGUUGACGAAGAUGGCAAUCCUUAUUGGGAGCUCUCUGGGAAGCGCCGUGUUACCCUGUCUGAAUUCAAGAAAGUCCAUCUGAUCAACAUCCGGGAGUACUACGAGAAAGAUGGUCAGAUGCUUCCAGGAAAGAAAGGCAUCUCGAUGACCCUAGAGCAAUUCUCGGCUUUCCUCGAGGUCCUUCCUGAACUUGAAGAUGCUCUCAAGGAGAAGGGUCAAGAGCUUCCUCGCCCAAACUACGGUCUAGACGCUACCACUCAAGAGCCUGCAUCGGAGCCAGACGAAGCGGAGGUUAAGCCAAGCGAUGUCGAAGCAGAAGCCGAUGCUGUUUUAUCUUCCAGCAAGCUUGACAAGUUCAAGUACGGGAAGCAGAACCACGAGGCAACGAGCGAUGAAGAGGAUUGA
Molecule: messenger RNA, 531 nt
Organism: Aureobasidium subglaciale EXF-2481
Lineage: Eukaryota; Fungi; Ascomycota; Dothideomycetes; Dothideales; Saccotheciaceae
Exons: 3
Coding region: 1-531 (176 amino acids)
Biological process (GO): positive regulation of transcription initiation by RNA polymerase II
Molecular function (GO): transcription coactivator activity; DNA binding
Source: RefSeq, a predicted model, not a curated record